Vigna umbellata (rice bean) is the source of this 1771-nucleotide messenger RNA. Its product is annotated as aluminum-activated malate transporter 12-like. Gene Ontology annotation, biological process: malate transport. Lineage: Eukaryota; Viridiplantae; Streptophyta; Magnoliopsida; Fabales; Fabaceae. The record is from RefSeq and is a predicted model, not a curated record.
CAUAGCCAUUUUUCUGUUAAGGGGUUGAGGUUUGAAAUUCAGAGUCCAUGGAAGAAACGAAUUACUAUGCAAGCAACAGAAGUAUGAGAAGUGAUUGGAUUUGGAAGUAUGUGAAGAGUGUUGGUGAGAGAGUGAGAAGAUUUACAGGUUUGGCAUGGAGAACAGCAGUGAAAGUAGGGAAAGAGGAUCCAAGAAGGGUGAUCCAUUCCUUGAAAGUGGGGUUGGCUUUGACACUCGUUUCUUUGCUGUAUCUCAUAAAGCCUUUGUUCGAAGGGAUUGGACAAAAUGCCAUGUCAGCUGUUCUUACUGUGGUUGUCGUCAUGGAAUUCACAGUAGGAGCAACAUUAGGCAAAGGACUGAAUAGAGGGUUGGGGACUCUUUUGGCAGGAUCAUUGGCAUUUCUUGUGGAGUAUUUUGCAGACAUCCCUGGUCGGAUUUUUCAAGCUGUUUUCAUUGGUUCUGCAGUUUUUAUUUUAGGAGUUGUAACUACUUAUGUGAGGUUCAUCCCCCAUAUCAAGAAGAACUAUGACUAUGGUGUUAUGAUAUUUCUCUUGACUUUCAAUUUGAUAACUGUAUCAAGUUACAGAGUUGAUAAUGUCUGGGCAAUUGCAAAAGAUCGUAUAGCAACCAUUGCCAUUGGUGGUGGCCUCUGCCUUGUAAUGAGCCUUUUGGUUUUCCCAAACUGGUCAGGGGAAGACCUCCAUAACUCCACCAUAGCAAAGCUCGAAGGCCUAGCCAACUCUGUUCAAGCUUGUGUUGGGAGAUACUUUAAUGAUUCUGAAAAUCAAGAAACUCAAGAAGAUGCUUCUGAUGAUCUGAUAUACAAAGGUUACAAGGCUGUCUUAGAUUCUAAAUCUAAAGACGAAACACUGGCACUGCAAGCAAGUUGGGAGCCAAGAUGGUCAACUUAUUGGCACAGAAUUCCAUGGCGGCAAUAUAAAGUAGUGGGGGUUACUCUUCUCCAUUUUAGUUACACUGUUGUUGCACUACAUGGGUGUCUUAUGUCUGAAAUUCAGACCCCAGGAUCAAUUCGAGCUCUAUACAAAGACUCUUGCAUCAGACUUGCAGAAGAAGUGUCUAAAGCACUGAGGUAUCUAGCUAAUAGCAUAAGAAAUAAGCGUCAAUUCUCCCCUCAAGCACUGUCUGACAGUAUCAAUGAAGCUCUACAAAAUCUGAACGAUGAGUUGAAAUCCCAACCACAACUAUUUCUAGGCUCAAAGAAUUUUGGUGGAAGCACACAUGCUGAAGAAGACACUAGAGUGUCAUUCUCAAGUGUUAGGAGUGAUUGUUCUUCCAUGUUUGAGUACAAAUCCAGAGAACUUUCUGGUGAGAUGUCAGUGGAGGGACACAAGAAGGUUUUGAAGCCACUGAUGAGUAAGAUUGUGAUGACAAGCCUUGAGUUUUCAGAAGCACUGCCUUUUGCAGCUUUCACUUCUAUGCUUGUGGAGAUGGUGGCAAAGUUGGAUCAUGUUAUAGAUGCAGUUGAUGACUUGGCCAAAUUGUCACGCUUUAGAGAGUUCAGAGAUGAAGAUGAGAUUGUUGUGAGUUGUGAGAAACCAAAGAUAGUUCACAAUGACUUUCCCUCUUAUGCAUUUGAUUAACUAGGGAGUAUUAAUAAGGCAUAUGUGGGGAGAGCAGUAAUGUAGUUUUAAGUCUUCUGAUAGAAAACAUGUAAUAAAGAAAUGAACAACUCUGUUAACAGAUGUUUUAAUUGCAAGAUCAGAAAGAUAACAGUGUGUCUGUUAAGAAAUAAUUGUUGAAAUCACCCCUU